GUGGUCGUAUGCUAACAGAUAUCUACGCUGUCCGGUCCGUCGUCAGUAUUAAAGUAAUAAUAACACAGCCCGAGGCAAGCGACGACGUCCAAAUGAUCAUUACCUACACCUAAAUGAUAAUAUAAUACCGUCCGCGAAUAUAUUUUUAUUGGUAAAACGUAUGCUGUAAUUUAUACUUUUGUCGAAAGUGUAUAACCCGUUAAAACAUUAGCGGCGACGAUGUCCGUACUCGGUGUUUACCUUGCCUCGUUGAUUAUUUUUGUUAGCUGUACCCAGUGUAUCCUGUUCUCCGAUUCUGAUGGACAUUCCUCUGACUCGGACGUUGGAGGAGACGUCGGUGAUGAUGACAGAGGUAGCGAAAACAACGACCACCUCAACCCGAUGGUCAGUACGGCGAUCAAGAGCUGCCUGGCAGGAGCCGACUCGUUCUUGCCUUGUAUCAACGGGCACGCCAUGGCAGCUAUUGAACAAACUGAAUCCAUGGACUCGGUGCUCCUGGAUUCGGGACUGGAGAUUUCCAAAAGUCCCAGUGUAGAAGCGUUCGCUGCUCCUCGAGGAGUUUAUUCUUUGGGCGAUAACCCGUACAACAUCGGUGCAGUCAUUGAAGCUGCGUCUUCGUUGCUUUCCAGGCGAACGUUUUGUUGGGACUUGAGUCUCUUAUACCCAGGACUGCAGAUGCGAAUCGGUCCAACGUAUACCAGUAGAGGAAUAAUUGAUUUUAUUGUAGAUCCUCGACGUAAAUUUGACGAGCGAAGUUUGGGUAUCGGACAUAUGAUAUUCAAAAGAUCAUUAUUACCAAACGUGUUGGCUACGCAAAUUAGUAUUGCCUCUGUGAUUCCGAUCAUGUUUGCAGCGAUAUAUUUUCUGACUAAAAAAGCUUUUAUUUUGUCUAAAAUUGCAUUAGUCGUCACCAGUGUGGUGGGUUAUGGUUCAUUGUUUCUACACCACAACAAGAAGCCAAUAGCAAGCCAUUCGUUCGGAAGUCAUCAACCGUUUAACACCCAUAAUUCGUUUGGUAGUUUAUAUCACGGUCCAGUUGGCGGUCAUUAUCAUCCUCAUCAAUCGAUUGGUGGCCAUCACAACCCGUUCAUUGGUGACAUCAGAGGUGAAAAGUUUUACGAACACUUAAACGAGUUUCAACAGAUUUCUUCAUCCAAACCAUCGUCGCUUUUCCGGGGAGUUAAUUAUUUUCCACGAGAAGAUGACCAUAUAAAAUAUACGGAAUCAACAGAUAAAAACAAAAAAGAAACGGAAUAAAUGUAAGCACAUUGCACCAAUCAAAUUAUCUUGGUAUAACGUUAUCAUGUAAUUAUUACCUACCUAUUUAUUUUUUUAAUAUAGUUUUUAGUGUAAACGUAGAUGAAGAUCUAAGAUGUA
Melanaphis sacchari is the source of this 1377-nucleotide messenger RNA. RefSeq lists its product as uncharacterized. The transcript has 4 exons. NCBI's taxonomy places the organism in Eukaryota, Metazoa, Arthropoda, Insecta, Hemiptera, Aphididae. The record is from RefSeq and is a predicted model, not a curated record. The coding region runs from base 220 to 1257 and encodes 345 amino acids.